AUGAGUCCGAAACUAUUGUGCACAAUUCACUUCCAAGCUAUUCUUCAUCUUCUCUUGUUCGUUGCACUGCAGCAUGUAAAAAAACUUUCUGUUUUUGCUGGCAGUACUGGAAACUCCAAUUAUUUCGGUGGGAGUCAGACAGAUCAACAAGCUUUGUUGGCCUUCAAGACAAAGAUAACAGAUGACCCUACAAAAGUUUUCCGCUCCUGGAAUGUUUCCCUCCAUUUCUGCGAGUGGGAAGGUGUUACGUGUGGCCGCAAGCAUAGAAGAGUGAUUGUGUUAGAUCUGCAGUCUCGAGGUUUGGUGGGUUCCUUGUCUCCAUACAUAGGCAACCUCAGCUUCAUUAGGGAAAUCGAGCUCUCGAACAACACCCUUGGAGGCAAUAUCCCUGAUGAAGUUGGCAAUCUAUUCAGGCUGCAAGUAUUGAGCCUGUAUAACAACUCCUUCGCGGGGGAAAUUCCUGCAAACCUUUCCCAUUGCUCCAACCUCAAGUUUCUUAGAGCAGGUCAAAAUAACCUUUCAGGGUCAAUCCCAAUAGAGCUUGCUUCUUUGACAAAGCUGGAGUUUCUUUCUAUUCACAAGAACAAUCUCACAGGUGGAAUCCCACAUUUCAUUGGGAACCUUAGCUCUCUACAAAUUUUAUCUGCAGCCAGAAAUGUAUUGGGUGGACAUAUUCCAGAUGCCUUGGGUCAAUUAAGAAGCUUAACAUUUCUUGGACUUGGUGGAAAUAGAUUCUCCGGUUCAGUCCCUCCAUCUUUAUAUAAUCUUUCGUCUAUUAUUGAUUUUUCAUUGGCCGAUAAUGAGCUUAGUGGAAGUCUUCCUACAGACUUAUUCCUCACCCUUCCUCAUCUCCAAGGGUUUCAAAUCCAUGACAACCAAUUUACAGGACCUCUUCCAGUCUCAUUAUCUAACGCUUCAGAGCUCGAACAGAUUGAAGUUUACAAGAACCAUUUCACGGGAAAAGUAUCUAUAAAUUUUGGAGGCUUACAACAAUUGGAGGAAUUAUUUAUUGGUGAAAAUAAUUUAGGAAGUGGAGAUGAUGAUGAAAUGAAUUUCUUUCAAUCUCUACUCAAUUGUAGCAGUUUACAAGAAAUAUAUCUUGAAGUGAAUCAAUUCAAAGGUACGUUACCUAAUGUUUUGGUUAAUCUUUCGGCCCAACUUACCUAUUUUGCAAUCGGCGACAAUCUUCUUUUUGGAGAGAUCCCUUUAUGGGUGGGUAAUUUGGUCAACCUGACCACCUUAUCGAUGCAAGGUAACAAAUUUACAGGGACAAUUCCAAAUAAUAUUGGAAAUCUUAAAAAAUUACAACGAUUAUAUUUGAGUAACAACAAACUCUCAGGAAGGUUACCGAUUUCCCUUGGAAGCCUAUCAUUGUUAAAUGAAUUGUACUUGGAAAAUAACAGAUUGCAAGGAACUAUCCCAUCAAGUAUAGAAAAUUGCCAAAAAUUGCUAUUGUUAGAUCUUUCUCAAAACAAUCUCAAUGGCACCAUUCCAAAGCAAGUCUUUGCAAUUUCCACACUGUCAAUUUCACUUAAUUUGUCUCAAAACUUUUUCGUAGGAUCACUACCAUUAGAAAAAGGCAAUCUUGUCCAUUUAGAAAAGUUGGACUUAUCUGAUAACAAGUUGUCUAGGAAAAUUCCAAGCAGCCUAGGCUCUUGUGCAAGCCUUGAGUACCUUUACAUGGAGGGUAAUUUCUUUGAAGGAGCAAUUCCAACAUCCUUGAGUUCUUUGAGAGGUAUUCAAGUCAUGGAUUUUUCUAGGAACAACUUGAGUAGUCAAAUUCCAAAUUUCUUGGAGAAACUCUCCUUGAAGAAUUUGAAUUUAUCCUUCAAUGAUUUUCAAGGAGAGGUUCCAACAAAAGGAGUGUUUGCAAAUGCUAGCACAAUAUCACUCAUCGGAAAUAAUAGACUAUGUGGGGGCAUAUCAGAGCUACAGUUUCCUAGGUGCUUAACAAAAGAAGAGAAGAAAAUGAGAUGGCCUCUUGCACUCAAAGUGGUAAUCUCAAUGACAUGUGUUAUUCUAGUAGUAACUAUAGUGUCACUUUUCUUAUUUUGUAGGCACAAAAAUAGAAGAAAACAUAAAUCUUCAGAAUCUUCUUUGAGGCAGUCACUUUUGAAAGUGUCUUACCAAAUGCUCCUUAAAGCAACUGAUGGAUUUUCGUCAGUAAAUUUGAUUGGUGUUGGUAGUUUUGGCUCAGUGUAUAAAGGCAUCCUUGGUGAGGAAAAAUCAAUUGUAGCAAUCAAAGUACUAAAUAUUGAACGUCGAGGUGCUUCCAAAAGCUUCAUCUCCGAGUGUGAAGCCUUGAAAAAUAUUCGUCAUCGAAAUCUUGUGAAGAUCAUCACUUCUUGCUCAAGUGUGGAUUUUCAGGGCAAUGAUUUUAAGGCUCUAGUUUAUGAGUUCAUGCCGAAUGGAAGUCUAGAAAAUUGGUUACAUAUGGAUUUGGAAACAAAUAAUGAUAUACAAAAUCUGAGCCUUCUUCAAAGAACAAACAUUGCCAUUGAUGUUGCUUGUGCACUUGAUUAUCUACACCACCAAUGCCCAACGCCAAUUGUUCACUGUGACCUAAAGCCAAGUAACAUUCUUUUCGACUCUAAUAUGACUGCUCAUGUUGGAGAUUUUGGGCUUGCAAAAUUUCUUCUAGGACUUACAAAUCUAGAACGUAGCAGCUCGAUUGGAAUAAGGGGAACAAUUGGGUACACUCCUCCAGAGUACGGUCUAGGAAGGGAGGUGUCAACUAAAGGGGACGUCUACAGUUAUGGAAUCUUAUUAUUAGAGAUGAUAACAGGAAAGAGACCCACAGAUUGUGUGUUUGAGGGAGGCCUUAACCUUCACAAAUAUGCUAAAAUGGCCUUGCCUAACCAUAUAAUGGAGAUUUCGGACCCAAUACUUUUAAGAAAUGUUGAUGAAGUGAUUGAUAAUCAGAAUUGUAGCCCUACAAAUAGAAUAGAGGAGUGUUUGAUCUCCAUGGUCAAGGUUGGAGUCGCAUGCUCUGUGGAGUUGCCACAAGAACGAUGGGACAUUAGCAAGGUUAUAUUUGAGCUGCAUUUCAUCAGAGACAUUCUUCUUGGCGUUGGGAUUUAG
Messenger RNA from Quercus lobata, 3081 nucleotides. Its product is annotated as receptor kinase-like protein Xa21. The record is from RefSeq and is a predicted model, not a curated record. Gene Ontology annotation, biological process: protein phosphorylation. Bases 1 to 3081 code for a protein of 1026 amino acids. Lineage: Eukaryota; Viridiplantae; Streptophyta; Magnoliopsida; Fagales; Fagaceae. The transcript is spliced from 2 exons. Gene Ontology annotation, molecular function: protein kinase activity; protein binding; ATP binding.